AGUGACAGCACAGUCCCGGGAGACAUGUUGGCUCUAAGGACACUGGCGGAGAGCCAACAUGGCCGCCUUUCAGUGUGUCAACAACAACAGCGUCAAGUUGAAGUGAGCUGGGAUUGAAUAUCGGCCUUUGGCUCUGUCUCCGCGGCCACAGUCUCCGGACCACCAGAAAAAAAAAUGAUUCGCAGUAGGGUUCCCGCGAUGUGUUGAACGUUAACCGGCCAACCAACGCGCCUCUAACCAAAAAAAGGCACAACAGAGCGGGGGAACUGCUCCCGACCUUUUGGACGAGCUGUGCUCGGAUUGGAGGCCAGUCGAUGACUGGGCGUAGCCUUAGGCUCCGUAGAGGAACGGGAUUACAUCGUUACCUGGGAGGUCAGACCUUGAGAUCUCAGACAGGUCCUAGUCGCUCUUCUCUGCACUAGGCAGCCUGACAGCCAUGUCCUCACAGCAGCCCAACAGCUCCGCCUCCAACAGUCCCACCUCCAUCCUGGGCUCCCCCUUCUCCGUCAUCAGCCCCUCUCUGGGCUCUCAGUCCGUCACGUCCUCCCUGGGCUUUGGACCCAUCAACAGCAGCCAGAUCAACUCGCCGGUGUCCGGGAUGCACGCCAUCAGCAGCUCUGACGACGUCAAGCCCCCGUUCGGCCUGCGGCCGAUGUCCGCCCACAGCCCCGGGAUCAUGCUGUCCCAGAAGCGCCUGUGUGCCAUCUGUGGAGACCGCUCCUCAGGGAAGCACUACGGCGUGUACAGCUGCGAGGGCUGCAAGGGCUUCUUCAAGCGCACGGUGAGGAAGGACCUGAGCUACACCUGCAGGGACAACAAGGAGUGUCUGGUGGACAAGAGGCAGAGGAACCGCUGCCAGUACUGCCGGUACCAGAAGUGCCUGGCCAUGGGCAUGAAGAGAGAGGUGGUCCAAGAUGAACGUCAGAAAUGUAAGGAAUUGAGAAAGGCUCUUGCGGUGCAGGAGGAGCGCCAGAGGAACCGUGAGCGUGAGGGCGAGCUGGAGUGCAGCAUGGCGGUGAACGAGGAGAUGCCCGUGGAGAAGAUCCUGGAGGCGGAGACGGCGGUGGAGCAGCGGACAGAGCUGCACUCGGACGGAGGCUCCGCCACCAGCUCUCCCCACGACGCCGUGUCCAACAUCUGCCAGACGGCGGACAAGCAGCUGUUCGCCCUGGUGGAGUGGGCCAAGAGGAUCCCCCACUUCAGCGAGCUGCCCCUGGACGACCAGGUCAUCCUGCUGAGAGCAGGAUGGAACGAGCUCCUCAUCGCCUCCUUCUCCCAUCGCUCCAUCGCCCUGAAGGACGGAGUCCUGCUGGCCUCUGAGCUGCACAGGGACAACGCCAUGCACAGCGCAGGAGUGGCAGCCAUCUUUGACAGGGAGAGCAUUCAGAGUGCAGAAGUGGGGGCAAUAUUUGACCGGGUUCUCACCGAGCUCGUCAGCAAAAUGAGAGAUAUGCAAAUGGACAAGACGGAGCUAGGCUGUCUCCGAGCCAUCGUCCUCUUUAACCCAGAUGCUAAAGGGCUGUCCAACACCGCUGAGGUGGAGCUCCUCAGGGAGAAGGUCUAUGCAUCACUGGAAGCCUACUGCAAACAGAAGUACCCCGAACAGCAGGGAAGGUUUGCCAAGCUCCUGCUACGCCUGCCCGCACUGCGUUCGAUUGGCCUGAAGUGCUUGGAGCAUCUGUUCUUCUUCAAGCUGAUAGGUGACACACCCAUCGACACGUUCCUCAUGGAGAUGCUUGAAGCGCCCCACCAGUUAUCUUAGGGAGGAGGUUCAGACGGGCUUUUGGGUGGAGCUGGAGUGGGACUGCACUUUUAUUCUUUUUUUGUUUUGUGGAUUUAACAAUUUGUCUCACUGCUGUCUGUGUCGGCCUAUUUUAGCGCCUCGCAGACGAGCUUUCUAGACCAAACGAUCUAUGAGCUGGUGUGGGGAACACCAGCGUACCGUACAUUAAAGUACUGCUCAUAUUAGGACAUCGUCAGUACUGGUGCUAUAUAUUGAAAAAAAAAAAAGAUUUCGGAAGUAAUUGAUGUAAAAUGUCUUUUUUUAAAUUGAAAAGAUUUGUUCCUUUACCGGAGCUAAAAUGUUGGUAUCCAUUUUUAUAACUAUGCUUUUUAGAAUCCCCAAAUGAUAAGCUUCAGUUUUUAAUUCCAUGGUCUUCAAAACCUGUUUUUAAAAGUAAGGUUGAGAUCAUGGGUAUGCAAUAAAGAUGUAGUUUUCCCCCUUUUUCACAAUUUGUAAUUCAAAUCAGAACUUGAGUGGGAGGGGGGAGGGGGGGGGGGUAAUUUUUCCUGUCUAAUCUCAGUAAAGUACUGACCUUACUGUACCAAACACUCUGUGUACUGUGUCUAAACAUAGCGCCUCGUGGAUUUGAUUCUGAGAUAAGAAACGCGUAACAUCGUGGCAGUAAACCUUGAGUCCACACGGAAGGAGGCCAGGCUAGUGUGGAGCUAGCUUUGUUCACUAGGGUUCCUUUUUUGUUGUUUUUUGCGCUUUUUUGUAAAUCUAAUCACUUUGCAGUUAAUGCAUAGACUGCACUGCACACUUGCUAUAUGCUAUUUUUAAAACAUACUAUUUUCGAAUGAUUGGCCAAAAAAUGGUCAGGUUUUGUACUUGGUGCUAUUCCAGAUUCACUCAUUCGGUGAGGCCAUUCACUCAACGACAAACAUAAAUUAUGCAAGAAAUUAAAUUCCCUCAAAUUUCUAAUUGAGCAGUUGAACCCGAACCCUGCAUCACGCAUCCCUCCAGUCCGCCUUCAGGGGUUUUACUAAGUAAAUCAUCGUCUGGUGGAAAGGGAAAAUUCAAUUUGUAAUUUAUAUACAAUUAUAUGGUACUGUGCAAAGAUUGUUCAGGGAAAAAAUGCUCUAUAUGAAUAGAUUUGGAUAAUGUGGUCAGGAGAUACAAAUUGUUAUUAUUGAUAUUUUCUCUGGUUUAGUUUCCAACUAUUAUUACGCAGAAUGUGUCUUAGGUUGCACUGGAUUUUCUAAGACUCGUUCAGCAUUGCAAUUUCUGUUUGGCUUUUUCCUUUUUUAUUUUGGUGCUCUUUAGUUCUAUUUCCCUCCCCUCAGAGUUAUUAGUUAAUGUCUUCUUCAUCUUGCUGUCUUGUGCAUUGUUUAUUAAAAGGCAAAAACCCAAAUCACAACUACAGAUCCAUAGAUCUCCACCACCACCAUACUUCUGUAUGAUUGACUGUCUGUGAAGCUCAGAUCAAGUGGAUUAUUGUCAUUGGCUUCUGUACAUGCUCGAUUGGCGUUUGAUCUCCUCGAUCAGCAGAUGUUUGAUCGGAUCGAUCGGCAGACGUCAGAUCGUCUUGAUCGGCAGACGUUAGGCCGGAUCGAUCAGAAGCAUUAGAUCGGUUUCUUGCAGCAUGGGGUUGUUUGGGUUCCAAAAUAAAAACAAAAGGCAGAUCUGUCUGUU
Gadus morhua (Atlantic cod) is the source of this 3415-nucleotide messenger RNA. Its product is annotated as retinoic acid receptor RXR-beta-A. The record is from RefSeq and is a predicted model, not a curated record. Lineage: Eukaryota; Metazoa; Chordata; Actinopteri; Gadiformes; Gadidae. The transcript is spliced from 13 exons. The coding region runs from base 437 to 1762 and encodes 441 amino acids. Gene Ontology annotation, biological process: regulation of DNA-templated transcription. Gene Ontology annotation, molecular function: zinc ion binding; sequence-specific DNA binding; nuclear steroid receptor activity. Gene Ontology annotation, cellular component: nucleus.